This is a messenger RNA of Styela clava, 6355 nucleotides long. RefSeq lists its product as uncharacterized. The record is from RefSeq and is a predicted model, not a curated record. NCBI's taxonomy places the organism in Eukaryota, Metazoa, Chordata, Ascidiacea, Stolidobranchia, Styelidae.
GUCGUCUUCAGAGAAGCGUUUUUAAAAGCGGAUCAGAUUAUUUGGAAAUUAAAUUAAUUUGAAAGGAUUUUUCACGCUAAUUGGGCCUGAAUAUGCUAUCCCGACGCAAGAGACCGGUACCAUUCCACCAUAGAGGUUUGGUUGCCCCCAGGACUGGAGUAGGAGGGCCGUUGAAUAUCAAAGGAGAGACAGUAGCCGUUCCUGAGGAAAUUAGUGAAGAUAGCGCAAGAGGCGCCUCUAUACUUCCUUCGUCACGAACCGAAGGCGGGACUCAGUACCAAGAGACUACUAGCUUACAGCCAUUUAUUAAUGAAGAAAUAGCCGAGGUCACGACCCCGGAACCGGAAGAAACUGUAUCACCGACACCUGUCCCUCCACAACCGACACCGGAACGACUUUUCAGUUCAUGGGGCCAGGAGAUGGCAGCAGACGUUUCAGACUUGAUAAAAGGGGGAGGCUCUGAAUUAGUCCUCCCCACGUUGACUCAGGGACGAACCCCCCAAUUUGCAAUCCAAGGAUCUCCUAGAUCUAACUCAAGAAUGCGAGCAGCCACUACCCCCGCUUCGAAGAGACUUCCUGGCAUACCGGAACCAAAUACAGGAACAGCCAUAACACCUUCAGGCCGCAAGACAGCUUUACCGCCCUACUAUGUUAAGAGUUCUAUAGAUGACGUGGAAAGGUUUCCAGCAAUUCAUGCAAGCGUUUGGGCAUCACGCGGAGAGAAAAGAGUCGAAUAUAGAGGCUUUGUUUCUGCUCCACCGGUUUCUGCGACUCCGCCCACGACAGCUCCGAGGAAAGGAAGUCCGUUACGACUGAACACGAUUCCUCUGAAACGUCCUUCUGCAGUGAAUAAGCCAGAUGACACGCCGGCACCGUGCUGGCGAUGCGCUCUACAUCUUGAACAUUCGAAAUGUGAAACUACAAAGUAUAUAAGAAUUGGUGGUGGAUUCCGUCACAGUUAUUGGUUCGUCCGUCAAAUGAUCGAGCGAGCUCGAAUUGAAGAGAUGCAGAAACUGUCAGUACUACGAGGAGAACAAAGAAAGAUCUUCCAAGAGAAGUUGAUGUGGAGAAUUGGCGCUGAUGGAAAACGUGAAAGACGAAUCAAGACAUUUGUCCGAACCGCAAGUGGAAGAAAGAUUGUAAAGUACCAAUAUGUUGCAGAGGAUGUAUUCGAUGACAUGAUGAAACUCCGCGAAGGUGGCUCAGAGUCAGCGAAACGACGUUUGCAAGAGAAACUUGCCGCAGCAGGUAUUGACCAAGACCAACUAGACACGGACUGGGAUCCCAAUGAUGUCGGCCUCGACGAUCUAGCGCUAGACGAAGAAGGAAACGUUCUUGUCGAUGAGUUUGGCGAACCAAUUGAUGUUUUUGAUGAGGAAAAAGUACAAAAAGCGAUAGAACGUCGUCGUAAACAACGUCGAGGACGACUCGGCAGUGAAGAUGAAGAAUCUCAUGCAGACAGUGGGCUUGCUUUUGAUGAGAAAGAAGAGAAAGAAAGGAGAAGGAGGAGAGAUGGUAAGAGUGGGAGUGAGAGUGAUGAGGAGGAAGGAGCAACAAGGAGAAUAAGAAAAAAAGGAGCAACAGGGUGGGAAAGUGAGAGCGACGAAGAAGGGCCAGGUGGGAGGGGAAAAAACAAGAAAAAAGGGGGUGGAGAUUGGGAUAGUGGAAGCGACGACGAAACUGGAGUAGGGGGACGUAAAAAGGGCCGCAAAAAGGGCCAUGAUGAUGAUGAUAGUGCGUACUCUGGGGAUUCCCAAGCAAAGGGGAAAGGCAAAGGAAAGAAAAAAGGUGGUCACCACGGAGACGGCGAUUUCGACGACAGCGGAUCAGAUCACGGACAUGGACGACGUCGCAAAGGCAAAAAGGGCAAAGGUCGUGGCGGUGAUUCAGAAGAUGACACUGAUGACAGCAGAGGUGGACACGGGAAGAAAAAAGGACGCAAAGGAAAGAAAAAAGGGGGUGGGGAUUACGAUUCAGGCAGCGAAAGUGAUGGUGGGGGUCGUGGGGGGAGAAAAAAGAAAGGAAAAAAAGGGAAAGGCAAAUAUGACGACGAUGAUGAUGAAUCUGGAAGUGACGGGGGACGACGUGGGGGGAAGAAAAAAGGCCGAAAAAAGAAAGGGGGAGGGGGUGAUGACGAGGAAUUUAGUGAUGACUCUCAAGGAGGUCACGGCAAGAAAAAAAAGAAGAAUCGACGUGGCCGUAAAGGAGAUGAAAGCGGAUCUGGAUCGGAUUACUCCGGGGAGGACGGUGAUCGCAAAGGGAGAAAAAAACAUGGAAAACGUCGAGGCCACAGACACGAUUCUAGGAGUGGAAGUCGUUCAGAUAGCGGUGGUGGUGGUAGGAGACGUCGUGGUGGUGGUAGGAGACGCCGGGGUGGUCGUCAUGGUGAUUCAGGAUCUGAUUCAAGGUCAGGAUCAAGGUCGCAUUCUAGGUCAAGACAUAGAGGCAAAGGUCGUCGACAUCGUCACCACGGUGAUGAUGAUGACUACUCAGGGUCAGGUUCAAGGUCAAGAUCAGGGUCAAGAUCACGAAGGCGUAGAAGUCGGCACAGACGAAGAAAGGAUGGUUCUGAUUAUGGGUCAGGUGGAAGCUCGUAUGAUAGUGGCGACUCACGCGGGGGGCUUCGUAGACAUGGAAAAAAGAAACAUCGCCACCGACACCGUGGACGUCAUGGUUCAUCAGGUAGCGAAGGUGAUAGUGGCAGCGACGAGGAGGGCGGACGUCGAAGAAAACACAAAAAACACCGAUCUCGUCAUCGCAGACGUAGCGGGAGCGCUCACUCAGAUUAUUCAAGUCGAACGCCAUCGGGGAGUGAAAGUGGGGACAGUCGUUCUCGUCGUAAAAGUCGACACCGUCGUAAAAAGAAGCAUAGACAUCGACAUUCAUCGGAUGAUGAUUACAGCGACUAUAGCGAUGAUCGUGACCGCAAAUCCCGCAGACGAAGACAUAGACGUCACGGAUCUUCAGAUCGUAGUGGAAGCGAGACAGAUGACAGCGAUAGAUCGAGAAGAAGAAGCAGGAGACGCAGGAGAAAAAGAAGAGAAGAUGAUUCUGGUGGAUCGUCAGGUGAUAGCGAUGACAGCAGACAUCGAAGGAGACGCAGAAGACGUCGGCAUCGUUCUGGAUCAGGAGGGUCAGACUAUUCCUCUGAUUCUGAUAGAAGUAGACGCCGUCGCCGACGAAAACACAAACAUCGUGAUGGCAGUGAGGACUCUGGGAGUGAAUCAGACCGUAGCCGUCGUCAUAGGAGACACAGACGUCAUCGUCGCCAUGGUGAUGAUGACAGUUCUGGUUCGGAAUCUGAUAGAUCGAGACGUCGAAGGCAUAGAAGACAUAGAAGAAGAUCUUACAGUACAGGAUCAAGUUCUUCUCGUUCCCGCCAUCGAAGCAGAAGAAAGAAAGAUAGACAUCGACGCCGAGGUAAAUAUUCCGAUUCUGAUACAAGCUCUUACAGUGAUGAUUCGGAUGAUUCAAGAAGAAGACACAGGAGACAUAGAAGGCAUAAAAAAUAUUCAGACGAUUCAGAUUCAAGUAGCGAUGACAGCAGACGAGACAGAAGGAGAAGAAAAGAUAAAAAAGAUCGCCGACAUCGCCGUCGUUACUCGACCAGCACAGAAGAAAGUUCUGCUGGAGACGAGAAACAUUCGAAACGAAAAGACAGGAAGAAGGACAGAAGAAAGAAGUAUUAUUCUGACUCUUCUGAAACUGACAGCGAUGAUAGCAAUCGAAGUCGAGGCCACAAAAAGAAGAAACGCCGUCCGCCUAGACCACCAAGCACAUCAUCGAGCGACCUCAGUUCCGAGGCUUCGAGUAACAAGCUACGGGGAAUGACUAAAGAGAAGCGAAAAGAGUACGAGAGACGCAGGAGAGAAAAAAUUGAGAGAAAAGAAGAAAGGCAAAGAAUGAGAGAUGAAUAUGAGAGAUAUCAGGAGAAAAAAGAGAGGAAGAAAGAACGGAGAAAAGCUCGUGAGCGUGGAGAACCAGUGUCAACGUCUUCUGAGAGUGAUUGGGGGGAUGGAAAAACGGCUGUAAAAUAUGGACGAGGAGCGAGGAGAGGACAUGACCGAAAAGAUUCAGAUGACUUCAGAGACAUUGGAUACGAUGAUCCUAAUGAUCCUUGGAAAAAGAAAGAUAGAAGGAAGCAUGAAAAGAAAAAGAAAGACAAAGGAAGGAGGGGGGAUACCGGAGCGGGGAGUUCCGAUGAUAUUCCCUCCUCAGAGUCAGAAUUUGAUGAAGUCACUGGAAGAAGAGUGAAGAAGGAUAAAACUAAGAAAAAAGGGAGAGGUGAUCUAUCCUCUGAUAGUGAAGUUGAAUCAAUUUAUGAAGAUGUUUUCAAUGAGGAUGGAACUGUUGAAAGAAAGAAGAUCCGGGUUCCAAAAUCCAAGAAGAAGAAAGAGAAAAUUUACGAUGAUGAUGAACUGGAUCAGGAAUCUGAAUACGACUCCAUUGAUAGCGCUGAGGCAGAUAGAAUGAUAGCCAGACAAAUAUAUGAUAAGGACGGUGAAGUAAUCAGACUAACUAAAGAUGGCCGCCGAAUCAAGGAUGGAAAAAUAAGUAAAGAAGUUUUCGACUUGGAAAAACACAAACAGAAGAAGGAAAAGAAAAGGAGAGAGAAGCAACUUCUUGAGAGAAGUUAUGAAGAAGAAUACGUCGAAGAAUUCUUAGAUGAAGAUGGACAAGUUGUUAGAGUUGUCAAAAAGAGACUGAAAGGCCAAACAUUACCAGGCAGACGUCCAACUACACCUCUUACUGGACCAAGACGUGUCCAAGUCCUAUUUUUGAAAGGUGGCAAAUAUCUUCAGGACAGACUCAAUAUGCUUCUGGAAACUUGCACUCUCAAUACUGCGGAUCCUAGAAAAAGGCUUCGACCCAUCAGUGCCUCUAGUGACGAGGGAGCGUUAGAUCUUGAUGAAAGAGAUGGCAGGAUAGAUUAUCUAUCUCACUACCGACUUGUAGAACCAGAGAAACUGGAAACCUACGGUAAAGCCUUUGUCGUGGAGGACACAGACGAAAACAAUGUCUUGAAUCUGAAUGAAACCAAGGUUGCCUUGGAAGGCAUUCCGACUUUACAAGGAUUAAGUCCCAGACAGAUGCAUUAUAUAUUGAAAAUUCUCGGAAUUGAUGAUGCAACUCUCGUUACUUUCAAAAUGUUUGCCGUUGUCUGUGCUUUGUGUGAAAGAUUGCUUGAAGUUGUUGAUGAACAGACUAAGCAGUGGAUGGAGAUUGAUGAUUUGAUGGAUUUAGAAAGGAAACUAGAUCUUUACAGACAAAUGUUUUAUUGGAAUAUCUGCUCGGACAGAAGUUCUAACUACAUUAAGGCCUCAUCACUCAGAGUCGAGCUGAUUGCUGGAGGAGUGAGUCGAAGACAGGAAGAUGAAGUUAUGGCGAGGAUUGAAACCAACAUUUAUAGAGAGGUAUCUUUCUUAGACUACAUGGCGUUCGUUCCUUUAUUUCUCUGUGCUCACGAGAACAUUGUAGAAAAUCCACUGGAUAAUUCGAGAGACAAAUUCACUGGAGAGAAAGAAAAAACACUCAUACCUGAAAAAGACAUGGUUCCUCUUGGAAGGCAGAUGUCAAGGAAAGCUGCAUUGAGCAUGGGAUCUAUACCAAUACCUUACUUAUUUGAGAAGAGGCCAGGUUCAUCAUUACGAAAGCGAAUCAGGCUCUGUCUACCCAAACCACCAAUUGAGGAGGUAGGAACACCGGACUCUAUGGCGACACCUAUAAUGUCACCUGUUCCCCCCAAAGUCAGCAGAUUAGAAGCUUUAAAGAAACGAAUGAAACUAUGACAGAAUAAUAAAACAAACAUGAAGAAAUAUGGAACAAAGAAUUGGCCAUCACAGAAAGAAUAUUCCAGCCGAAAAUAUUCCAUGUUCCCAUUCAUUUUUUCAAUCUAGCGUACCAGGGACUAUUUCACAAUAAGCUAUUCUGCUGUAAAGGAUUAGAAUGAAUUUUGGCGAUGUUUAUAUGAAUGCACAACAUAGUUUCAAUUCUUUCACCUGUUUAUGUGAAUUGGAAAAUAAAAUUCAGCUUCCCUGACAAUGAAUAUUAGAAAUUGAAAGCAUUUUCCAGUUCAAAAAUAUUCCAUGUUCCCAUUCAUAUUUUAUUGGGGUAUUCCAUAUGUUUUUAGUGAUAAAACUGUUUGAUGCAAAAACGUAUUCAAAUUAGAAGGGAGUGUAUUAAAUUAACAAGAUAGGGGACAAGGGGACUUUAACACAAUGGGACGUGUAUUCAGUACUAAUGCACUUAUUCUAAGUAAAUUUAUUUUUAAAAUGCUAUGAUUAAGUCUUUAUGUGCUUCAUUGAAAUUUGUAUUUUUUGUUUUACAACACUGUGAAUAAACACCUUCAAUAGUC